AAAUAGAUGUUAGACUUACAAGCUCAGCGUGUGUUAACCAGUUCCCUUAUUGAAAUGCGUUAAUGAGCAACACGAACGAAUGCGCAUAAUAGCGGUCCCAACCAGCUUGCCCGUGCCACUUAUAAUUAUUGGUAACAUUUGCAUAUUUGGGUCAGCAUUUGCCGCAAUUGAUUGAUUGACCUCUUCCAUGUCUAUGAAUUUCGUUCGGCAAAUACAUACAGCGCAAUCGAAUAUCUACAUACAUAUGCAUUUCAUAAAUGCUGUUGAAAGAUGCACGAAAAACACUGCUUAUGCAAUUUCAUCGAAUUCCGUCUCGACUAGAGUUCAAAUGAAUGGAAUAUAAAACAGAUGGUAAUCAAUGGCAUCACAAUUAGUUUAUCGCAAAGUUGCGGCACUUCAGCUUGGAAAAGUUUUCUGGAUCUGUAUCUCGGUAGGAAACUUCCAGCAUGAAGGUCCUUAUCAGUAUCUUAACGAUGUUGGUUGCUUCAUGCAACGCCGGAUUUCUAUUUGCCGCAAGUGGAUUCUACGGUGGAGUUGAAAAAGACCUUAAAAGUUUUAUUGUGGACGAUGUGGCCGAAAAAGUGAUUAUUCCAAAACCGGUUUUGGGUGUUUCUAAGGUAAUUAAGACAUUCCCCAAAGUAUAUGCGGAUUUUGAUGAAAUUAGUGGACGCACAGUGGUGGUACCAAAGCCAUAUUUUGGGGUUUCUAAGGUAAUUAAAACAUUCCCCAAAGUAUAUGCGGAUUAUAGUGAUAUAAGUGGACGUACAAUUUCGCCCGGAGAAGUGCUUGUUUCAAAAUCUGUUUUUGGAGUUCCUAAGCUAAUUAAGACAAUCCCCAAAGUUUACGCAGAUCCGUAUGUUUAUAAUGGACGUAGAGCCUUUGGAGACCUUUACGCGAAAGACACAGAGGUGACACCUGAAGUUAAAGAAUCAGAUACAGAAAGUGAUCAUGGUGAAUAUGUUGGCCAUGAAAAUGACGGUAACGAUGUACAGCAAGAGGGUGAAACUAUUAAACUUAUUCUGAUCGAAGACGAAAACAGCCCUCUUGAGGGUGGAGGGCAGGCGCACCAAAAUAUCAAAACUAUUAAAGUGAUUCGCGUAGCAGCGGGGCACGGUGGGAAUGUCGGCAAUAGGGGUCAUAGUGGAGAAGGCGGAAAUCAAGAAAUAAAAACAAUUCAGGUGAUUAACGAGGAAGGGCGAAGUGUUGAUCAUGGUGGCAUCGGUACGCAAGCUGGUCCUUCCACCCGAGAUCAUAACAGCCAAUAUGGCACAUUUGGUGGCCAUCGAGAAGUCCAAACGAUUAAGGUGAUUCAGGACUAUAACCCUUAUGUCGGGACGUACUAUAAUGGACCAAGUGUCGGCUUUGCUAAUGGUGGAUUCGCCGGUAGCAAUGGCAGCCAAAAAAUCAAAAUCAUCAAAGUUAAUUAUGCUGGAGACGGGAGCCCUGGACCUAUUGUUUACGGAGGUCAAAAGGGUUAUGGAAAUUUCGACAACAAAUAUUAUCAAAAAAACUUAAUUAAACUGAUUCACUAG
This is a messenger RNA of Rhagoletis zephyria (snowberry fruit fly), 1532 nucleotides long. RefSeq lists its product as uncharacterized. The record is from RefSeq and is a predicted model, not a curated record. Lineage: Eukaryota; Metazoa; Arthropoda; Insecta; Diptera; Tephritidae.